This is a messenger RNA of Aspergillus ibericus CBS 121593, 1139 nucleotides long. RefSeq lists its product as uncharacterized. The transcript has a single exon. The record is from RefSeq and is a predicted model, not a curated record. Bases 407 to 682 code for a protein of 91 amino acids. NCBI's taxonomy places the organism in Eukaryota, Fungi, Ascomycota, Eurotiomycetes, Eurotiales, Aspergillaceae.
UUUGUGAAUUCGGAUGCGCAGCGUAACAUCGCCGAGACUCUUAUUCCACGGCUCUUAUUCCACGGCCACUUCUGCUCUUCUUUCUUGAAGGUGAACGGAGAUAGCAGUCAACUGUGAACAAGAUAUCUGUCAGUUGUGAACGAACCGGCAGCGAUGCCCGUUCACUGAGGCCCCCAAACCGGGUAUAAAGCCUCCCUUCCUCUCCAGCUGAAAUCCUCUCAACUCCCAUUUCCCUCCACACCCCGCGGGACCCCAACAGCGUCAUGACUGAAUGUACGCCCCCUUUUCCACGGAGAAACACGACUCAGGUGGUUUCCUAUUACUAGAUAGAUUGGUCAUGGACCACGAUACCCUCUUUGUAUCCCCUUUUCGUAUUUUACUGUUUUACAGCUGACCCAACCCCGCUAUGGUGGGUGACUAUUGCCUCCAUUGGGAAUUCCCCCACCUGGGCCAUUCCAGGAUUUAUCCGGUGGGAUCGUGGAGGGCGCAGGCACUUGGCGGUCAGCAGCGAUACAAGCGGGGAAGGCAACAGACCACCGGUUUCAAGGAAAUGAUGACAUUAUUUUUAUCACGUCACAUAUGUCUGCGAGUGAUUCUGAUUUCCGAUGAUGUUUCUGUGCUGAUCCUUCUCCUAUCCUUUGCCCUUGGACGCCACGUGGGCAGGUCUGGGUGGUGGCUUUAGCCAAGCUUGGUGGGACAGCGCCUCACGGCGCCUUAGCCCUCGCCUCAUGAGCUUGUUUAAUGGCCUGAGUCUUAACUCUCCGAGCCGGCCACGGACGGGCAGGAAAAAUCAGCCGAGUGUGCGGCGUGCCGUAUCAUCCGACUCUUCCGCCGGCACAGACGGGAUGCCGAGGGAGCAGAACUGGUGACGGGUGGCAAGCUCAACAGGUCGACCUCGCCUGGUCCAGCCACGGCCUCCCUCAGCACGCCCCACUCCCGAUCACCCUUUGGCUCACCGAGCCUCAAGCUUCUCACCGGCCACCUCCCACGACACAGUGCCCAUUGGAACCGAGAGAAAAAAAAUUGAAAGCACAGAAAAACUCAAGAGAAAACAAGCCUGAUCGGCAGGAGAUGCCGGCCGAUCGGACCUCGACGAACCAACCACACGUAUCGGAUUAUUAUGCAUAAAUGGAGGCUGC